AUGCCACCCAAGCGUCGAUCGGACGCGAUAUCUCGCGAUGACCCUCCCUCGUCUCCAGACGCAGAGUCCGACUCGGACAGUGAAACAGUCACACAAUCUCGCCGUCAACGGCCUCGUUCCUCUUCCGAAUCAUCGGCGGCAUCCUCUGCAUCAGACUCCCACCACCAUGACCCUCAUGGCACCUUGGUGAAGAAGCUGGUCCGUCUCGCCCUUGCAACAGAAUACUCGCGCACCCCUCUCCGCCGCAGCGACAUCCACACCAAGAUCUUCAAAGACUCCAACACGCACGGCCGCAGUUUCAAGACGAUCUUCAAUUCGGCGCAAGACAUACUCAAAGACACGUUUGGCAUGCACCUAGUCGAACUGCCCAGCAAAGAGAAGACGUCGCUAAAAGAUCGCCGGAAUCAAGCCACGCAGACGAAAUCAAAUACUUCCACGUCGUCCAAGAGCUGGAUACUUGUGUCAGUGCUACCUGACAAACUCAAAACCAACCCGGCCGUCGUGCAGCCGACCAAGGCGCCGUCUCAAGAGACCGAAGCGACCUACACUGCGCUGUAUACGUUCAUUCUGAGCCUGAUAUACCUCAACAACGGCGCCCUCACGGACCAGAAACUGAACCGGUACUUGAAACGCGUGAACAUGGACACGUACACGCCGUUUGGCGCCUUGGAGAAGCUCCUCGCGAGGAUGGCAAGGGAAGGGUACGUCGAGAAACGCCGGGACACGACCUCGGGCGAGGAGGUCAUCGAGUGGGUUUCCGGGCCGAGGGGGAAGGUCGAAGUCGGCGCCAAAGGGGUGGCCGGGCUGGUGAGGAGUGUGUACGGGUACGGAGCCGUGCCGUUGGGUAUGGUGGCGGGGGCGACGGCGACUCAGCCGGGCCGCUCGCGGAGGGGAAGUGGAAGUGGAAGUGACGACGAAGGGGACUCGGGACCGCAACGGCUCGUCAAGAUCGAAGAGGACGAAUUGAACUCGAAGAUCAAGAGAAGCUUGGGGAUCCGAUUCGGACGUGAGAGGCAGAGAGGCGAUGAUGAAGACGACAGUGCAGGGGCAGGGGCGGGUGACAGUGGAACUGAGCAGGCUAUUAUGCCACCACCAACAAGGACGAGCCGUACGCAGACACAGCAACAGACGAGGAGUAGACGGACACGACGACAGGAUGCCGAUGACGAUUGA
Messenger RNA from Exophiala spinifera, 1173 nucleotides. RefSeq lists its product as uncharacterized. NCBI's taxonomy places the organism in Eukaryota, Fungi, Ascomycota, Eurotiomycetes, Chaetothyriales, Herpotrichiellaceae. The record is from RefSeq and is a predicted model, not a curated record. Gene Ontology annotation, biological process: DNA repair. The coding region runs from base 1 to 1173 and encodes 390 amino acids. The transcript has a single exon. Gene Ontology annotation, cellular component: nucleus.